Molecule: messenger RNA, 429 nt
Organism: Lactuca virosa
Lineage: Eukaryota; Viridiplantae; Streptophyta; Magnoliopsida; Asterales; Asteraceae
Source: the annotation of a GenBank genome assembly
AUGUUUCCUGAAUCAAAAAUUUCAUCUUAUGUUGUAUCAAUCGCUACUUAUUUGAUAUGGGCAUGGGAUUUCAUGACUCAUCUUUCUUUCUAUCAGCAAAGAGUACAACUUGAUCAGGUCGUCGGAAACCAUCAUCAGCUCGGAGCUACACAGUUUCACCAGAAGAUGAGCUCCGAGGAGUCUGUGGAAUGCGCUGUGUGCUUGUCCAAGAUAGAAGAAGAUGACGAGAUUAGAGUGCUGAGAUGUGAUCAUCUUUUUCACAAAGGAUGCUUGGAUCGUUGUAUUGAAUAUAAGCACACCGCAUGCCCUUUGUGCCGUGAUAUUUUAGCUGGGCCACGGAUGGUUUGUGAGCUUGGUCGUGAACUACUUGUUUUCGCUUUCUGUUCGAAUAAUAGUUCUAGUGAUGAUGAUUUUGACAGAUGGUGGAUC